GGACAUAUCUGGCGCGCCAGUGUCUAAAGAAGAGGAGUCCAUCACACCAGUGAGUAGUAAGCUGCCAUUGUUCAACUUCAACAACCAGAUGCAUGGCUACCUAGCUUGCUUGCGUCCGGUGAAGGGAACCAAACAACCUAUUUAUGAACCAUUUUCAUCGUUGGAAAAUAAGCUCCCGUUAACUCUAAAGUCACAUGGCAUAGAGGGUCACUGAGAACAAGAUGAUCCUUAGGUGAAAUGGUUGUUUGUAUACGCUUGUGAACACAGUCUUGUGCUCGAAUAUGUGACUUGUUUUGCUCUACUGGAGUAUAAACGUAAAGGCUGAACAUGUAUAUUUUGUAAUCAUAUGCUAAAAUAUAUGACUUGUUUUAACAUGAAGGUUGAACAUGUAUAUUUUGGGAUCAUAUGCUAAAAUAUGUGACUUGUUUUGCUCUACUGGAGUAUAAAAAUGAAGGUUCAACAUGUAUAUUUUGUAAUCAUAUGUUAAAAUAUGUGACUUGUUUUGCUCUACUGGAGUAUAAACGUGAAGGUUGAACAUUA
Messenger RNA from Capsicum annuum, 540 nucleotides. Its product is annotated as kinesin-like protein KIN-10A. Lineage: Eukaryota; Viridiplantae; Streptophyta; Magnoliopsida; Solanales; Solanaceae. The record is from RefSeq and is a predicted model, not a curated record.